Messenger RNA from Desarmillaria tabescens, 645 nucleotides. RefSeq lists its product as uncharacterized. The record is from RefSeq and is a predicted model, not a curated record. Lineage: Eukaryota; Fungi; Basidiomycota; Agaricomycetes; Agaricales; Physalacriaceae. The transcript has 4 exons. Bases 196 to 645 code for a protein of 149 amino acids.
CCAUGAAUUCCGCCAGGAACCCCAAUUUCUCAAUACUGCUUGGACCUGGACAACAUCAUAGACUUUCCCGACUGCGCCCACGUCCCUCUCCUACCUCCAGACGAAGACGAAACUUGGUAUACACUCUGCGAGGUUUCUCGUUUUCUUUGAAGUCUCCAAAAAAAACACACAACAAAUUUCCAGAUUGUCGGUGAUAUGUCAAUGUUCGGAAGACCGGUGUAUAGGGUUGAAGAUAAGCUCCCGGGGAACUACUGGACUGUUGCGUUCUACACGGACGAUCUAGACCAGGAUGCGGAAGAUCUCAAGUGCGAAGUUGGCUCGACGAUGUGUAUCAAGAACUCGAGGCUGCACCAGUUCUUUGACGGUCAGGUUGGGUAUCGGAUUGAGGAUGCCUCUACCGUUACUGUUCUUCCAUGUACUAUCGCACAAUUGAGGACACUCAGCUCAGGGCUGCGUCAACGCUCCGACGCGGGAAAUUUCAUGUCCACCGCUGCACGGCGUGUAAAUCACGCUACUGUUCUCAGUCUACUAGGACCUCUUAUGCGCGGGCUCUUCCAGCAAUGCCAGCGCCAGGAUUGGAAGGAGCACAGGGUGACUUGCAAGGCCUUGAAGGCGCUUUUGGAAUGGAAUAUCGUCUUUGCUUGA